AUGGAGAAAGCAUUUAGCAAAUGGUUCAAGUGCAACGAAUAUUCGAACGAUUCGACAUUUCUUGAGCAUUUCAACCGACUUCAAGAAGCCGAGGAGGGUCUUAAUACCCAAGUUUUAUACUCCACGCAUGACAAUCAGUCUCAAGAUGAGCAAACACAACCGCAGUGCGAGAUUUUAUCCCAGACACUCCAAGAAGUCCAACCGCAGUCAAUCCAACUUCAGAAUCCUGUGCAGCACGGUGGAUAUCAUGCUUCUCACGGCUCAUAUCAAUUGAGAGAUAGGAAAAACAUGCAGCAAACAUACGAGGGGAUAGAUAUAAUGGCGGCCGAAAAUUCCUUGAAUGGUACAACCAUCGCAGGUCUAAAUGUGGAGACGUCACCCUUCGCUGAACCUCUCAUAUCCAUCAAGAAGAAGAGGAAUAAGUUUUAUCAAUGUCCGUGCAAUUCAUAUAGAGCGGCGCAUCCACCACAUCCGAUGGAUUGUGGAAACUUAGAGUACGCUCUUACAGGAAAGACAGAUAACCUACUUGAAACGCUCCCUGACGAGGCACACUGUGUCGAUAUUCGAAAACGUCUCGAACGUCCACAGUUCAAAAAGGUAAAGCAGAAUUGCCUUAUUGUAGGAUGGAUCAAGAAAGCCUCCAAGGACCAUUCGUCGAGCUACGAUUAUGUUCGGUCUACCCGGAAAUGGGAUAAAUCACUAGAUGAUGUCAACGAUGAUCUGCUUCAUGCCCCAUCGCUCUAUGAAGAUGUAUCCUUAGAUGCAGGUAAAUGUGAUUCCGAAGCUUUACUUGAACCACCUGAACUCGACUUGGACAAUCACAGCUUGUCAGAUGACAUCAACAACCUCAACUUCGGCCUGAUUUCCACCAUCUGGGAUAUUGAAGUAGACACCUCAAAGACAAAUUCAGGAAUUCUAGAAUCAUCCGAAUCCGACCCCGGCUAUAGUAGCCCGGGUUCAGCAGACUCUAUUGGAAAUGGUACUAGUUUUUCUCUUGACCGUCCUAAACCGAGACGACAGUCUAUGUUCAGCGGCUCAAAUUGUACAGACGAGGGUUGCUGUACAGGUUCAUACAGUGACCUUGAUCUCGAUGGUGGUCGACAGGCGUAUUUGCGAUCACGACGCAACGAUUUGUCGGGCAUACAAGAAGAAGAAGAAGAACCGCGUGACUCAGAGGAGAGUACCGGUAGUCUUGAGGCUGAUGCACCGUCAGACCACUGUGAUAUUGGCGACUACUGUGACAACAACCUUCAACACAACGACUCUGAUUUUGCACUCUCGUAUUGUGAGAAGGACGACAGCUCGGACGAUGGACUGAAACUCGUUGACCCGCGCUAUGCUCUCCUAGCUCCCUCUGGUACCAGAAGGCCAUCAAUAGAUUUGGCCAAAGAUAAAGAGGAGCUUUCGGCACCUGCUUUGAUCGAAAUAUUGAUUCAAGUAGCGAGAAAACAAAAAGAGGAUUUGGGCAAGAUUGAUGGGCAUAUUCAAUCGUAG
Molecule: messenger RNA, 1494 nt
Organism: Sclerotinia borealis F-4128
Lineage: Eukaryota; Fungi; Ascomycota; Leotiomycetes; Helotiales; Sclerotiniaceae
Source: the annotation of a GenBank genome assembly